AAAUCUCACACAAGAAAUGACAUCCCCCAAGGCUUUACGGGAGUGGUGCCGCUCCACAUGCGCAGGUUACCCCAAUGUGGAGAUAAAGAACAUGUCAACCUCAUUCAGAGAUGGACUUGCCUUCUGUGCCAUCAUCCACAAACACCGACCUGACUUGAUAGAUUUCAGCUCCCUCUCCAAAGAUAAUGUUUAUCAAAAUAACAAACUGGCAUUUGAGAUUGCAGAGAAAAAGCUGGCCAUCCCUGCGUUGCUGGAUCCAAAGUACAUGGUGUCCACCAAGGUGCCUGAUGGUUUGAGCAUCGUCACCUACCUUUCCCAGUACUUCUACUUCUUCAACAGGAAAUCUUAUGCAGGUCUUGCCAGUUUGAGGUCAUCAAGUAAAACCCCUGAUGAUCUGAACCCCCUGAAGAGCCUGACUGAUCUGGAAACCAGUAGAGAAGAACAUUUAUUCGACACAUGGCCACAAACAGUGUGUAGUUUGUGUUUUAAGCCUGUCCACCUUAUACAGAGACAUUUGACGGACGGAAAAGUCUACCAUCGCAGCUGUUUCAGGUGCAAAGUGUGCCGCGGCACUCUUUUACCGGGGUCUUACACACAGGGAAGUGAUGGUGGCCACUUGAUCUGCACUCACCACAUAACAGACAGCAACAGUUCUCUUGUUGACCUCAAGCAGCAAAUUACAUCCACUGAGAAUGGGCCCAAAUGUGAGUUUCAGACAGGUUAUGUUUCUGUGGGUGGAUUAGCUAUCACCAGCGUCCCUCAUUACACUAAGACAACAGAGUCACGGGACAAACUGGUAUGCAAAACACCGGAGCAAGAGAAAGAUAAGUGGGAGAGGUGCAGAGAGCUGAAAGACAGAGACUCAACCGUUGGACUGAAGAGCAAGGUAAAGAAGCCAACGCCUCUUCAUCUUCCUUCACCCAGUGUUAAAGACAUGACUGUUGAAGGAGCUGGAAAAGCUGGGUCUGCAACCUUUCUGCCAGAAGGCAAGAUACAACAGGAAGAGACAAAGACUCAAGAACCCUCUGAUCUGUCCUCAUCGCGUGCACGAGUGACAGGAGGAAGAAGUCGGCCGGUUCCAGCACCCAGGAGAAUGCUAGACUCUUCUGUAGUCCCUGUUCCUGCACCCAGGACCAAAACUGCCCAGCCCACGAGCAGUUCCUCUGCUGCACGCAGUUCAUCCAACCAAAAUAAACGUUCACCCAACUCAUCUCACACCACAAGCCCGACUAGCAGUAGCCCUAAAGUGCAAACCAACCAUCCGUGGAUAAGCAUUGUCCAUCCCGGACCCUGGACACAACUGCCUCCCGCUCCGCCUCCUGUACCCAGGAGGUCGUUGUACAAACCCAGAGUGCCUCCUCCUUCCAAUCCCUUUGGAGGGGAGGUGGAUGAGGACUCUAAACCUGAGCCUGCAAACCAGACUAAGCCCUCAGGGGUGGCUGUCCGUUCAGGGAACAGAGACCCAGACAGUAAAAAUACUGCCAUUAAAUCUACACUUGAUGACAAUGUGGGAACUUCGUGUCAACCAGCUACAGAUACCUCACCAACGGAUGUGGCGGCAGCAGCAGCAGCAGCAGGGCCGCAUGCCUCUUCAGAUAAAGUGCAGAGCCACGUUUUACCCAGAAGUCUUUCUGUGCCAGCUAUCACCUCUGCCCCCUCUCAAAGUUCCCUUUUGCAUUUUGCCUUGACAGAGGCAGAUGGAUCUGAUCAGGGCAUGUCAUGUCAAAGUAUGCUGGCCUGCAAAGACAAUCCAUUUGAUCGAAAACCUGCAAUGUCCAAAUCAAAGACCUUUCAGGGCCUCCCAUCUACACGGGCCCCUGCCCCCGGACAUGGCUUCCCACUCAUCAAGAGGAAGGUGCAGACAGACCAGAAUUUGCCCACAGAAGAUCUGCAGGUGGAGAUAAGAGAACUGGAUAAACAUCUGGAGGCACUGGAGCAAAGAGGAGUCAAACUGGAGGGGAAUCUAAGAGACUGCAAGAAAGAUAAAGAGGAGGAACAAAUACUAACAGAGUGGUUCUCUCUUGUCCAUGAGAGACAUGUUCUGGUGCGCAGACAGACAGAGCUGGUUUUUCUGACAAAGCAGCAGAAGUUAGAGGAGAGACAGGCAGAUGUGGAGUACAAGCUCAGAUGUCUCCUUAAUAAACCAGAGAACAACUGGAGUCAGGAGGAUCGAGGUCGAGAGCAGCAGCUGAUGGAUGAGCUGGUCGCCAUCAUCGAACAGAGGAACCAGAUCGUCAGCAGCCUGGAUCAGGACAGGCAAAGGGAAAGAGAAGAAGAUAUGCUUUUAGAAGCCAUGAUGAAGAACAUAGACAUCCAGAAGGAAGGACUUAAAGAGCUAAAGAAGUCAAAAGGAAAGUUUAAGCCCCAAAAAAUAUUUAAGAUGCUGAACCAUAAAGCCGAGAGCUCCAUGGACAAAAAGAGCUGAAGGACUCUCACGACUGCUCAAACUCAGAAAACCAACUCAUGCUUUUGUGUGAGGUGAUGAAUGUGUUGGGUAAUGUGAUCACAAUAUAAAUAUUACAAUAUGUGGAAGAGCAGCUCCGUAGCAAAGAUUCAUUACAAUUAAUUAAUUAAUUAAUAUUCUCUCAGUGCAUAUGUUUCAAUUUUAUCAAUGUACAUGUUCUCUUCCAUGCUUCUUUCCUCACCCUGUCUACUGUAUGCACUUAAUAUUUAUGCUAUUUGUAAUUUUAUUACAUACUUGUAUGCAUAUGUAAUAAACAUGUAUUUGGGAAA
Etheostoma spectabile (orangethroat darter) is the source of this 2733-nucleotide messenger RNA. RefSeq names its product MICAL-like protein 1. The transcript has 15 exons. Gene Ontology annotation, molecular function: protein binding. The record is from RefSeq and is a predicted model, not a curated record. Lineage: Eukaryota; Metazoa; Chordata; Actinopteri; Perciformes; Percidae. The coding region runs from base 17 to 2425 and encodes 802 amino acids.